This is a messenger RNA of Oncorhynchus keta (chum salmon), 2421 nucleotides long. RefSeq lists its product as uncharacterized. NCBI's taxonomy places the organism in Eukaryota, Metazoa, Chordata, Actinopteri, Salmoniformes, Salmonidae. The record is from RefSeq and is a predicted model, not a curated record. Bases 1521 to 2411 code for a protein of 296 amino acids. The transcript has 2 exons.
UUCUGCGUUUUGUGUAGCGCCUGAAGGGUUGAAAUAUGCUCCUCUCUUUGUUUACUGUUGUGCUAUCAUCAGAUAAUAGCUUCUUAUGCUUUCGCCGAAAAUCCUUUUUAAAUCUGACAUGUUGGGUGGAUUCACGAGUGUAGCUUUAAUUUAGUAUCUUACAUGUGUGAUUUAAUGAGUUAGAUUUUUAUAUAAUUUUAUUUGAAUUUGCCGCGCUGCAUUUUCCCUGGCUUUUGGCCAAGUGGGACGCAAGCGUCCCCUAUACCUUAAUUAAGGUAAUACAGUAUGUCAACAACCUAUUACUGUGUUCUGAACCCCAGCAAGCAUGCAAAGUUGACACCAAGCUCUGUUAGUGUUUCUAGCUGAAAAUGGCCACAAAGUUUCCAAGAAAAAUAUACAACUUGUCUACCAAACAGUUGUAUAUCUGGGACAUGACAUUACACCUAAUGGUAGGAAAUUGGGUUUGGAGCAUGGGGCUGCAAUUCUCUUGAUACCACAGCCAGUUACAAAACAGCACAUGAUGACACUCACAGGAAUGGCAGGCUAUUGCAGAGCUUGGCUACCUGAUUAUGCUGAAGUCACUCAGCCACUUUCUGAUCUCAUUCACAGCCAAAAGAUGGAGAUGAAUGAUAAGAGAAAGUGGACACCUGGAGAACUGCAGGCAUUUGACAAAAUUGAAACAAUUGCUAACCUCUUCUCCUUGUUUGUUGAUGGCUCUGCCCAAAAGUCACCACAGGGUGAAUAAUUUGUGGCCUAUGCAGUCACUACUGCUGUUGAUACAUUAUAGAGGGCAAAACUGCCAUCACAUCUGUCAGCUCAGGCUGUAGAAUUGUUUGCACUGACUAGAUAGUGUUAUUCAGAACAUCUCUGAAAGUUUGCAGAUUGACCUGCGAACACAUUGUAGUUAUCAUCCGUCCACUGGUGGUCUUGAAGAGCGAGCCAACCAAAUGCUGAAAAUGAAAUUGGCUAAACUGAUGGCUGAGACCGGAUUGCCAUGGGUAACAGUAAUGCCUCUGGCUCUGAUGUACAUGCGUGGACGCACGCAUCGUACAACCAGUUUAGCACCUCAUGAAAUACUCACAGGAAGACCCAUGAGAAUGCUUAUCACUCCAUUCCCACAGAACAGGUUGACAUUUAUGGGUUAUGAGGAUCAAAUGGUAAGUUACUGUGUUGCACUUAACAAUGUUCUGAAGUCUAUUUUUCCCAGGGUGACAGUGGCUUUACCUGAAUCAAAAGGGAGGACCAUUACAAACUUCAACCAGGCGAGCAGAAAGACCUGGCACCAACAGCGCUGGACUGUUCCAUUCCAGGAGCACCUAAUGACCCAGACAGUGGGGAAAGUUGCAGAGAGGUCUACACACAUAUAUAUAUAUUACUGCAUUGUCGGAACUAGAAGCACAAGCAUUUCGCUACACUCGCAUUAACAUCUGCUAACCAUGUGUAUGUGACAAAUAAAAUUUGAUUUGAUUUUGACAUGGGUUCACGCACAGUCACUGCAGGAAGGGUACCGCACAACCCAGAUGAAGAUGUACCAGCCGAUGUCCCAUCGUAGGCAACCCCAGAUGCCAUGGGGCGACCAGGACCGUUCUCUACGCAUCAUGUUUGUUGCUUUCAUGGUGGCGAAUCGCAUCUCUGCAUGUCUGGCAGACAUAUCAGUGUGGAUGACGGAUCACCACCUCAAGCUGAACCUCGGCAAGACGGAGCUGCUCUUCCUCCCGGGGAAGGACUGCCCGUUCCAUGAUCUCGCCAUCACGGUUGACAACUCCAUUGUGUCCUCCUCCCAGAGCGCUAAGAACCUUGGCGUGAUCCUGGACAACACCGUGUCGUUCUCAACUAACAUCAAGGCGGUGGCCCGUUCCUGUAGGUUCAUGCUCUACAACAUCCGCAGAGUACGACCCUGCCUCACACAGGAAGCGGCGCAGGUCCUAAUCCAGGCACUUGUCAUCUCCCGUCUGGAUUACUGCAACUCGCUGUUGGUUGGGCUCCCUGCCUGUGCCAUUAAACCCCUACAACUCACCCAGAACGCCGCAGCCCGUCUGGUGUUCAACCUUCCCAAGUUCUCUCACGUCACCCCGCUCCUCCGCUCUCUCCACUGGCUUCCAGUUGAAGCUCGCAUCCGCUACAAGACCAUGGUGCUUGCCUACGGAGCUGUGAGGGGAACGGCACCUCAUUACCUCCAGGCUCUGAUCAGGCCCUACACCCAAACAAGGGCACUGCGUUCAUCCACCUCUGGCCUGAUCGCCUCCCUACCACUGAGGAAGUACAGUUCCCGCUCAGCCCAGUCAAAACUGUUCGCUGCUCUGGCCCCCCAAUGGUGGAACAAACUCCCUCACGACGCCAGGACAGCGGAGUCAAUCACCACCUUCCGGAGACACCUGAAACCCCACCUCUUUAAGGAAUACCUAGGAUAGGAUAAAGUAA